Messenger RNA from Rhinopithecus roxellana (golden snub-nosed monkey), 1893 nucleotides. It is a transcript of the gene TPRA1, whose product is annotated as transmembrane protein adipocyte associated 1. Gene Ontology annotation, cellular component: plasma membrane. The record is from RefSeq and is a predicted model, not a curated record. Bases 323 to 1444 code for a protein of 373 amino acids. Gene Ontology annotation, biological process: G protein-coupled receptor signaling pathway. The transcript has 11 exons. Gene Ontology annotation, molecular function: G protein-coupled receptor activity. NCBI's taxonomy places the organism in Eukaryota, Metazoa, Chordata, Mammalia, Primates, Cercopithecidae.
GAUACAGGGACUCUGGGACUUGUGGGACUGUGGCCGUUUUCGCAGUUUGGGCUGGACGAAAAAGACGGGUAGCCGCUGUCUGGAAGGGCUGUAGGGUGUGCGAGCUGACCCCGCCUCGCCUUUCCUGCCUAGCCCUCGUUCCGCGGACCCGGCCGCGCCCGGUCCUUGCGCGACGCUCCCCGGCCGCGGCCGCCUGGUCAGGCGCUGGAGGCCGGAGUCCCGCGGCCUGUGCUGGGUCCGCGCACACCCACGGCGGCGGAUGGGCGGCCGGGGCGGCCGGGCCUGAGCGCGGCCAGGGCUUUCAGGGCUGGCUGGUGGCAGAAUGGACACCCUGGAGGAGGCGACUUGGGCCAAUGGGAGCACAGCGCUACCCCCACCCCUGGCACCAAACAUCAGUGUGCCUCAUCGCUGCCUGCUGCUGCUCUAUGAAGACAUUGGCACCUCCAGGGUCCGGUACUGGGACCUCUUGCUGCUCAUCCCCAAUGUGCUCUUCCUCAUCUUCCUGCUCUGGAAGCUUCCAUCUGCUCGGGCCAAGAUCCGCAUCACCUCCAGCCCCAUUUUUAUCACCUUCUACAUCCUGGUGUUUGUGGUGGCGCUGGUGGGCAUUGCCCGGGCCGUGGUAUCCAUGACGGUGAGCACCUCGAACGCUGCAACUGUUGCUGAUAAGAUCCUGUGGGAGAUCACCCGCUUCUUCCUGCUGGCCAUCGAGCUGAGUGUGAUCAUCCUGGGCCUGGCCUUUGGCCACCUGGAGAGCAAGUCCAGCAUCAAGCGGGUGCUGGCCAUCACCACAGUGCUGUCUCUGGCCUACUCUGUCACCCAGGGCACCCUGGAGAUCCUGUACCCUGAUGCCCAUCUCUCAGCUGAGGACUUUAAUAUCUAUGGCCAUGGGGGCCGCCAGUUCUGGCUGGUCAGCUCCUGCUUCUUCUUCCUGGUCUACUCUCUGGUGGUCGUCCUUCCCAAGACCCCGCUGAAGGAGCGCAUCUCCCUGCCUUCUCGGAGGAGCUUCUACGUGUAUGCGGGCAUCCUGGCACUGCUCAACCUACUGCAGGGGCUGGGGAGUGUGCUGCUGUGCUUGGACAUCAUUGAGGGGCUCUGCUGUGUAGAUGCCACAACCUUCCUGUACUUCAGCUUCUUUGCUCCGCUCAUCUACGUGGCUUUCCUCCGGGGCUUCUUUGGCUCAGAGCCCAAGAUCCUCUUCUCCUACAAAUGCCAAGUGGACGAGACAGAGGAGCCGGAUGUACACCUACCCCAGCCCUACGCUGUGGCCCGGCGGGAGGGCCUGGAGGCUCCAGGGGCUGCUGGGGCCUCAGCUGCCAGCUACUCAAGCACGCAGUUUGACUCUGCUGGCGGGGUGGCCUACCUGGAUGACAUCGCUUCCAUGCCCUGCCACACUGGCAGCAUCAACAGCACAGACAGUGAGCGCUGGAAGGCCAUCAAUGCCUGAGAGCAGCUGCCAGGGCCUGCGGAGGACAGGCCAGAAUGGAGGCCAGCGGGCCCAGAGUCCCCGGGGGAGGAGGACCAGGUCAAGGGACCUUCUGUGGGCGGUAGCCCUGUGUGCCCUGUUCCCACCAUGAGUCUGGAGGCCCCACCUCCCUGGGGCUCCCAAUCCCCUUUGCCAUCUCUGCUCUCACUGGGGACCCUCCUCCCUUCCCACCUGGUCUCAUACUGCUCAGCGACAUGGCCUGGGCUUUCCUUCCAGGGCCAUGCUUGGCAAGGUUGGCUGAGGGCACCCCUCCUUCUCUGCAUCCUUGGCACGAGGGCAGGGCUGGCUCUCCCAAUGCCUCCAUCCCAUCCCCAUGGUGCUUUGGCCUCCUCAAAGUCCACUGUGGUGGAUGGACUGAAGUGUGUAUAUUUUCUUGAUCUAUUUUUUAAUAAAAAAGAAAAGGAGCAGAA